ACACAUUCUUCCUCCAGUGCAGUGUGCUUGUUGCUGGGUCUGUUAUGCUGGAUUGACGGCGGGGCGGGGGAGAGAAUAGAAUAAUACUUUCCCGCCUCUUCCUGACACAGGUCACGGUUGCAGAGAUGGCCGAACAAGAACCCACCCCUGAACAGCUGGCCCAGAUUGCUGCUGAGAAUGAGGAGGAUGAACACUCGGUGAACUACAAACCCCCUGCCCAAAAGAGCAUCCAGGAGAUCCAGGAGCUGGAUAAGGAUGACGAGAGCUUGCGCAAGUACAAAGAGGUCCUGCUGGGAAAUGUCGCCAUUGCCGCUGAUCCCACCACUCCAAAUGUGGUGGUAACAAAACUGACUCUGGUUUGCGCCACUGCUCCUGGCCCCUUGGAGUUGGACCUGAAAGGUAAGAAAGGUGACCUGGAAUGUUUCAAGAAGCAGUCGUUUGUGCUCAAGGAAGGCGUGGAGUACCAGAUAAAAAUCUCCUUUCUGGUGAAUAAGGAGAUUGUUUCAGGAUUGAAGUACAUUCAGCACACCUUCAGGAAAGGAGUAAAAAUUGAUAAGACUGACUACAUGGUCGGGAGCUAUGGGCCACGAGCCGAGGAAUACGAGUUCCUGACCCCCAUGGAGGAAGCCCCCAAGGGUAUGCUGGCCCGAGGCAGUUACAACAUCCGAUCCAAAUUUACAGAUGAUGAUAAGACAGACCACCUUUCCUGGGAGUGGAACCUGAACAUCAAGAAGGAAUGGAAGGAUUAGCCCCUUCCAUAGCCAAAUCCCAAGAGUUGCUCAGACAGUGGCUACAAUAGAAACCCCACCCUGUACCAAAGUGCUGGCAUUGGACACCCUUCCCUUCUCCCUUCCCAUUUUUAGCUCACCAGGAAGACCUGGCUUGAUUGCCAUCCCCCUCCCCCUUCCCAGAUGUGUUUCCUCCCAAGGAUCAGUGAAAGAAAUUGACCAAACCGGCACUGUCUGUCCCAAGCACAGAGGCAGAAGUGCUCCCUGUCCUUCCUCUGAAAAAGAGGUCUGCUGCUUUUGAUGCGUUUGAAUACAUUUCAGGCAGGUGGUAGAAGGGGGAGCGAUCUGCCUGCCUGCCUGCUUGUCUCCAGGGAAGAGGAUUUGGAGGCGCUCCUGCCUCUGGGCAAGGAGGAGGUGCUGAGGAAUCAUGCAGAGCUCUCAACUGCCUGCUGCCCCACUUGUUUCCUGGCCCAAAUCAUGUUCAUGGCCUGCCCUUUCUCCUCUGGGGACACAGGGUGGCUUUCCAUUUGUGAUGGUUUCCUGUAACCAUGAUGCCUUAAUGUGUGUAACAUACAUCCUCCUGGGUGGGGCCUCCCGACCUCGUUACACUUUUUUAUAUGUGCUCCACUCCCGUCCACACACACCCCUCCCUUCUCCUGAUGCACAUCUUCUGGCCAGAUGACCAUCCUGCUGAGGCUGAUGUCUCCCAAGAGCUUAAGCAGGGUUCAGGCUGCUUUCCUUGCAGGUUCCCCGGGGCCAGAGAAACACUUGCUUCCAGCUAGGGAGAGAGAGAGGGGCCCUGUUGGUGGGCCUACAAGUUACUAGUGCCACUGUCCUCUCUCGGUUAGUUCUAUCGCACCCAAACUGGCUGCAAAGCACUGAAGUCCCAGGGCAGCCUCUGGUUUUCAGGGCUAGAAGAUGUAUUGGCCUAGCUCAGCUGCUUCUCCUCACCAGAUCUGAACAAAAAGCUUGCUAUGGACAAAUAUUCAAGAGCAGAGAAUGCCUUAUGUAUCUGUUCAGCCUUUUGAAAUCAUGUGCCUGGCCUGUCAGUAUUUAUUAUUGCCUUGAUUAGAUUCUCUUCCUUCAUGAUGCCCGAACAACCUAGCCGCCCCAGCAAAACCCCACAGACCUGGCAUUCAGAAGCAGGAGCGGCCCGAUUCCCUCUGCUUGCCAGGUGGGCAUGUUCCAGCUCAGCAGCCCUACUCUAUGGGCUACUGUGAGUCCCAAAGUUGUGCUAGAACUGGGACCAAGCGUGUGUGUGGUUCUCUUUCGUAGCUACGUCUCUGCCCCCGACUCUUUUCCCUACUCCCUCCCUUAGAGGAGUUUGUUUUUCUUAAAUUGAUUUGAUGCAUUUUUGUCUGUACAUCGUUAGAUCUGGAUUAACAGAUUUGGAAUCAUCAGCUCCCCCUUUUCUGACGGUCAAAUAAAAUCAUGAAACUGA
This is a messenger RNA of Elgaria multicarinata webbii, 2169 nucleotides long. It is a transcript of the gene ARHGDIA, whose product is annotated as Rho GDP dissociation inhibitor alpha. Gene Ontology annotation, cellular component: cytosol; membrane; cytoplasm. Gene Ontology annotation, biological process: Rho protein signal transduction. The transcript has 6 exons. The record is from RefSeq and is a predicted model, not a curated record. The coding region runs from base 126 to 749 and encodes 207 amino acids. Gene Ontology annotation, molecular function: protein binding; Rho GDP-dissociation inhibitor activity. NCBI's taxonomy places the organism in Eukaryota, Metazoa, Chordata, Lepidosauria, Squamata, Anguidae.